Dacryopinax primogenitus is the source of this 586-nucleotide messenger RNA. RefSeq lists its product as uncharacterized. The transcript is spliced from 2 exons. NCBI's taxonomy places the organism in Eukaryota, Fungi, Basidiomycota, Dacrymycetes, Dacrymycetales, Dacrymycetaceae. The record is from RefSeq and is a predicted model, not a curated record. Bases 5 to 169 code for a protein of 54 amino acids.
GUCGAUGAUGCGGACGUUAACGCCUGCCCGAGACAACGCAUUCCCAGCCAUCAACCCAGCGGGUCCCGCACCAAUGAUCAAAACAUCGCAUCGAGAUUCCUUCAUUAUAACGAGCUUCUUUGGAGACGCGAAAGGGCUCGAUGAUGGAGUGUCCUUGUGUCCAGGUUAGAGCUAUAUAGGACAAAUAGUUGUCCAGGACAAGCAACACGACGGUACACGGAGUAAAAUGGAAGAGAAUACCACCCAAGGAACUUGGGGUUAGAGCGCAAGCGCAUACGCGACCAUAUGAUCGCUUUGAUCAGCCGGCAGUAUGAUAUAUUCCAGGAGCUUGUCAACAUGCUUGGAGGAGUUCUCUGUGACUUUAUCCAUCUUAGGCAAAUACGAUACGCUGUACAAGGAACGCCGUCCGUCACUCUCAUGCCAGCAACGGGAAUCGGGACUGGUAGCCGCUCGAACAAGGCAAAUGUUGGCCAACAACGUCAUCUAAGACGUAAUGAGCGGUCAGGGACGUGGGAGAUUACUUACAGAACAGGUGUCAUCUCGUACAGUGCGCCAAGAUGCAGAAGAUCUCUGUGCGGUUGGGCCA